Messenger RNA from Meloidogyne enterolobii, 489 nucleotides. The record is from the annotation of a GenBank genome assembly. NCBI's taxonomy places the organism in Eukaryota, Metazoa, Nematoda, Chromadorea, Rhabditida, Meloidogynidae.
UCUUUAAAAGAAAAAAAGAAAUUAAUUGAAAACUUUAAAUUUAAAGAAAAUAAAUUUGAAAAUCCAGUUGAAAGAGAAAAAAAUGAAUGGGCAGAAUUGGAGGGGAAAAAGGAAUAUUUUGAGAAAAUAGAGAAAAAAAUAGAAGAAUUUGGAAAUUUUGAAAGAAAAUUUUUAAUUAAUUUUGAAAUAAAAAAUUGGAAAAUAGCUUUAAAUUUAAUGGAAUAUAAACAAAUAUUUGAAUUAUUUUUUGGGGAAUUAACUGCAAAAGAAAUGGAAAAUUUGUUUAUAAUAGAUAUUGAUGUAAUAGAAAAUAAAAGGUUAGAAAUUGUUGAAGAAAAAUUUAAAAAAUAUAGAGAAGAAAUUGAAGAAGAAGAAAAUUUGGAAGAAGAAAAAAUUGGUGAAAAAUUGGAAGAAAUUGCUAAAAAAUUAAAUAUUGAGAGAGAAUUAACUGAAAAGUACUUUAUAUUUUUUUUUAAUUUUAAAAUUUAA